Molecule: messenger RNA, 621 nt
Organism: Entrophospora candida
Lineage: Eukaryota; Fungi; Glomeromycota; Glomeromycetes; Entrophosporales; Entrophosporaceae
Source: the annotation of a GenBank genome assembly
AUGAGAAUAUAUCAAUAUUACGAUAUUCAAAAAGGUGUAGGUACAAGAAAUGAAACAUUGAGGUUAAUUUGUCAAGCAGCACUUCAUAUUUGGAUUCCAGUCAAAAAAACAUCAACAAAUACUGAUAUUUUAAUUGCACAAUUACAUGCAUAUGAAGCAUACGAGUAUUCUUAUUAUGUUAAAUUUGUUGAAGGAAUUGAAACACCAAAAACUUGGUGGGUUGGUUGCAAACAAGAAAAAAACUAUAUUCAAAUGUUGUCAUUAAAAAUUCUUAGUAUAAUACCUCAUAAUGUAAAUUGCGAACAUCUUUUCCCAGUUUUAGGUUGGUUUAUGUCAAAACACAGGACUUGCUUGAAUGUGGAAAGACUCAAUAAAAUGGCCAGAUUGCAUACUUAUUACAUAUCUAAUGGGAAAAGUCUGCUCAAUUAUCCUGUAGAUGAUGUAGAUGAUGACAAAUUUAAUGAAGAAGUAAAUAGAUCAAUUAUAGAAUUUGAUUUAGAAGAAAAUGAAAAUGAUUUGGAGCUGACAGAAGAAAUUGACAACAUUGAAGAAUAUGAAGAGGAAGAAGAGGUCAUACAACCAGGGGAAAAUGAUAUUGCAGGGGAAGGAGAGACAUUUUAA